AUGGCGGGGCUGCGGCACGCUGCGGCACUGGCGCUCGGUGCGCUGGGCGUCGGCGCCCUGUGGCGGCUGGCCCUGGCGCAGCCCGAGGAGGCCUGCCCAUCGGGCAGCUGCGCCGCUGACGACCCGGCGCUGCUGCAGAAGCAGGCCCGGGCGGCGACGCGCCAGGCCAUCCACGCUGACCCGCCCCCGGGGCCGGCGCCGCCCGUGCCGGACGGAUGGGAGCCCUGCCCCGGCUUGCUCUACGGCACCCCGAACACCUCGUUCGCGAAGGCCCCCAGCGAGGAGGAGUUCGUGGCCGCUCUCGCCGAGCUCGACCUCACGGCCGUCAUGGACGACAUGACCCAGCUGAUGACGGACUCGCAGUCCUGCUGGCCGGGCGACUGGGGGAGCUACGUCGGGCUCUUCACGCGGCUGUCGUGGCACGCCGCCGGCACCUUCCGCGACACGGACGGCUCCGGAGGCGACGGCGGCGGCCGUCAGCGAUUCGACCCCGAGGCCAGCUGGGAGGACAACACGAACCUGGACAAGGCGCGAGGCCUGCUCUGGCCGCUCAAGGAGAAGUACGGGGACGGUCUGAGCUGGGCGGACCUGAUCGCGCUGGCCGGCACGCAGACCCAAUGGGCGAGCGGCAUGCCCUUCAAGGAGUUCUGCUUCGGUCGCCUGGACGAUGAGGAUGGUGCGAAGAGCCUCCCGCUGGGGCCCGGCGAGAUGCAGGAGGAGAUGGCGCCCUGCACUGGUCCCGUGAAUGGGAUGUGCCAGAUGCACCCGAACGAGACGGCGCUCGCGCCGACGACGGUCGGACUGAUCUACGUGAACCCUGGGGGCCCGAUGGGAGUCCCAGACCCAGUGAAGAGCGUCGAUGAGAUCAGGGUUGUCUUUGGCAAGAUGGGCCACGACGACAAGGCCACGGUCGCUCUGAUCGGCGGCGGCCACGCCUUCGGCAAGUGCCACGGGGCUUGCUCGAAGUUCGAGUACGAGGAGCCGGCUGGACUGCCGCCCAACAUGGCUUUCGCAGAGGGCACUUACCCUUACGUGGGCAAGUGCCCCAACCUCGACGGCGGGGUCACGGGCAUGGGAAACGCCACGUGGACUAGCGGGUUCGAGGGCCCUUGGACGAGCACGCCAACGCGGUGGUCCAACGAGUAUUUCACGUAUCUCUUGGAUUACGAGUGGGAGCCGUGGUUGGGCCCGGGCGGUGCGAUUCAGUGGCGAAUGAAGGAGAAUCCUGACGACCCGCGGAUGCGUCUCACGACCGACAUUGCCCUGAUCAAGGAUCCGGAGUAUUUGAAGUACGUCGAGCUCUUCGCCAGCAACCUGACUGCGCUCAACGAGGCGUACGACUUCUCCUGGGCGAGCUUGAUCAGCAACGGAGGUGGCUGGUCAACGAAGAAGAUCUGCGUGCCAUACGGCCCCCCGCCCGAGCCUGGCGCGACAACGCCGACCUCGAUGCUUAACACGGCCUCGCCCCGGGACGCGUUCCAGGACCAGGCCAGCGCGUGGGAGGCGCGGUUCGCGGCCGCGCAUGCGCUGCAGAGGCUGGCCUGCAGGGGCGACAAGGAGGCGGUCGCCGCGCUGCUCGGGAUCACGGGGGACCAGCAGCCAGAGGUGCGGGAGGCCGCGUGCGCGGGGCUGCGGAGGCUCGCCCUCCCCGGGGACGAGGCUGCUGUCGGGGCGGUCGCGGGGCUGCUCGCGGACGCGGAGGCCAAGGUGCGGGUCAAGGCCUUCCGGGCCGCCAAGGACCUCGCCGCCCGGGGUGAGCCCUCCGCCCGCGGCGCCGUCAAGGCCGCGCGGGGCCUGCUGGAGGACGACCGGUGGGCGGUGCGCGCGUCGGCCGUGAGGUUGCUGGGCGCGCUGGCGGCGCCUGGCGACGGCGAGGCGCUGGGCGCGGUGGCGGGGCGCCUCCGGGACGAGGCGUGGAACCUGCGCUGGGAGGCCGUCGCCGCGAUGCGCUCGCUCGCGGCCCCGGGGGACCAGGCCGCGGGCGCCGUCGUCCCGGAGUGUCAGACACCAGGUUGGGGGUGCACCUUUUCGCGGCCUGGUGCCUCUGGAACCUGGCCCCUGCCGGAAGGGGCUACGGCUCCCCCGCCGGCGCCGCCGCCGCCGUGGUGCUGGCGGCGCUGGCGGCCGCGGCGCUGUGCGGGCUCGCCGCGGCGAGCGAGGAGGCCGCGGCCGUGCCGCUCGCCCCGCGCGGGGCGUGGCGGUCGACGGCCGCGUGGCUGGGCGCGCUGCCGGUGCGCGGCGCCGCGGGCUGGCUGCUGGCCGCCCUCUGCAAGAAGGGCUACAGCGCCCCGUCUGGCGUGGCCGUCGCGGUCGCCGCCGCGCUGGCGGGCCUGGCCGUCCGCUGAGCCGCCGAGUCAUGGCGUGCGGGGCGCGUGGGCGGGAGCAGGAGAGGGAAGUUUGUGUCUUCAUGGACAUGGAGGGCAGCCAUUUUUGGUGUCGCUUCUCCGCGUCGGCGCAGCCGAGAAGAGAAGCAGCCGAUUUUCGCGCCUCCGCGCCGGGCAUGCUGCGGUCUGUGGGCUGCUCGGCGUCCGCAGAAGGUGCACUCGACUCGAGGAAGAACCAACUGCAUAA
Messenger RNA from Prorocentrum cordatum, 2571 nucleotides. The record is from the annotation of a GenBank genome assembly. NCBI's taxonomy places the organism in Eukaryota, Dinophyceae, Prorocentrales, Prorocentraceae.